Blumeria graminis f. sp. triticale is the source of this 1365-nucleotide messenger RNA. NCBI's taxonomy places the organism in Eukaryota, Fungi, Ascomycota, Leotiomycetes, Helotiales, Erysiphaceae. The record is from the annotation of a GenBank genome assembly.
AUGGAGUUUAAUUUCUCAACUCCGUUUCCAGAGGGCGUAAUUUCCUUCUUGGAUACAGAUCUCUAUAAGCUGACCAUGCAAUGCGCGGUCCUGACAUACUUCCCAGAUGUUCAGGUCACCUAUACACUCAAGAACAGGACUCCACACAUGAAAUUAUCCAGGACUGCCUUCAACUGGUUGCACACCCAGAUCAUGAAGCUUGGAAAUAUCUCCCUCUCCGCCGAUGAGCUCCGAUUUCUUCAAACCUACUGUACAUACCUGAAAAAGCCGUAUCUUGACUUCCUGAAAGAUCUACGGCUCAAUCCACGGGAUCAGAUUAGUGCUUCAUUCGUUCCAGAUGAUGAAAGCGAUCAUGAAAAUCCUAUUGGCACACUAAACUUAACCGUCAAAGGGUCUUGGAUUGAUACUAUUCUCUAUGAAAUCCCCUUGUUAGCUCUCACCAGUGAAGCCUAUUUUCGGUUUAUGGACACAAACUGGACAUAUGAUGGUCAAGAAGAUCUUGCCUAUUCAAAGGGUAUGCGGCUUUUGAAAGCAGGCUGUGUGGUUUCUGAAUUCGGCACGAGGCGAAGGCGGGACUAUCAUACGCAAGCCCUCGUCUUUCGGGGACUAGCUCGAGCUAAGAAAGAAGGUGAAAAUUCUGGGCUACCUGGAAAGAUAGCAGGUACAAGCAACGUUCACCUAGCCAUGCGAUUUGGAAUUACGCCUAUAGGAACCGUGGCACACGAAUGGUUUAUGGGGGUCGCAGCUAUAACUGGUAGCUAUGAAUCAGCGACAUAUAUUGCCCUCAGCAAUUGGGUCAAAUGUUUUGGGGACGGUGUCCUAAGCAUUGCACUAACUGAUACUUUUGGGACACCGACUUUUCUCAAAGCGUUUCGCCUACCUAUUCCAGACAUAAUUCCACAAAAGACCUUUGCGCAAAGUUUCCAAGGCGUGAGGCAAGACUCGGGUGACCCAGAGCAGUUGGUAAGGACUAUGAGAGACUUUUAUGCUAUGGAAGGAAUUACUGAGAAAAAGACAAUUGUAUUUUCUGAUUCUUUAAAUAUCGAUUUAUGUCUUAAGUAUCAGAAGAUUGCCGAAGAUGCUGGUUUUCAGUGCUCUUUUGGUAUCGGCACUUUUUUUACAAACGAUUUCGUCGAUCAAAUUAGUGGAGAGAAGUCAAGCCCCUUAAAUAUUGUCAUUAAACUGAGCUCUGCUGCUGGAAAUCCUGCAAUCAAGCUCAGUGAUAAUGCUGGAAAGAAUAUGGGUGACAAGAAUGUGCUAAGUAUAGUUAAAAAAGAGUUAGGCUACGUUGAGAGUGAAUGGAAUUUGGGUGACGAAACUCGUAGAUGGGGAGGACCAGCGAAUGAAAAACUGGAAGAUAAAUAG